Aureobasidium subglaciale EXF-2481 is the source of this 789-nucleotide messenger RNA. RefSeq lists its product as uncharacterized. The record is from RefSeq and is a predicted model, not a curated record. The transcript has 2 exons. Bases 61 to 360 code for a protein of 99 amino acids. Lineage: Eukaryota; Fungi; Ascomycota; Dothideomycetes; Dothideales; Saccotheciaceae. Gene Ontology annotation, cellular component: membrane.
AACUAUUCAACGCUCGCGUCUCUCUAUCAAGUAUACGAAACCCCAAGCAUAUCAGUCAACAUGAUUUCGCAGAUCCUCCUCAUCAUCAUCACCAUCUUCCUGCCCCCUGUCGGCGUCUUCAUGAUCGCGGGCUGUGGCGCAGACCUCCUCAUCAACAUCUGUCUUACUGUUCUUGGCUUCUUCCCUGGUCACAUCCACGCCUUCUACGUCGAAUACGUCUAUUACAACAGACAGGAACAGGGCAACGUAGGCGUCUUUGAUAACACUCGUGCUCCUGGUGUGUAUUCGGACAAUGUCCAGACUGGCGGUCGUGGCUAUGGCACCAUGCCUCCCCCUGCUACUAGCGGUCAUGUCAAUUAGGAGUCCUGAGCGGCUUACCAGGAUGCAAAGCCGCAGUAUGGAAUGAUCUAAGGAAGACUUUGGCAUCGGCUAAACGAGAGUGCUGAUCUGACGUCGACCGCGGAGUCUCCUGGGAAUGUGCAAGAUUCGAGUCCUUUGCAUUACCCAUCCUAUUCAACUAAAUAUAUCCUCCACCACCACAUCGCGAAUCUUGAGCGUCCAAUAGAGUGUGAAUCUCAUAGUAGCCUUGUCGCGGAUGAGGUACCUUGUGUUGUAAAUCUUACAUACCAUGGCAUUCGAAGCAACACUUACGGUAGGUCAAGUACAAGAAUGGUGCAAUGCUUCCAGAUCCGACCAAAAACAUCGGUGGACUGAGUUUGUGGAUGCUUAGCCAACUUCUACGUGGAACGAGUUAUUGCAAGGACAGUCGUCGCAAGUUAUCUAAGUGUC